AUGUUAGACACAAAUGAUAUAUGUUUUGAAGAAGGUGGUAUCGAUACAGAUCGUAUUGUUACGGAUAAACUUCGCGUAGCAGAUGAGCUUUUCUGUUUAAUUUGCAAAAAUCUUCUUUGGAAAGCAAGAUCAUGUGCUUCUUGUCAACACUUAUUUUGUAACAAAUGUAUUCGAACGUGGCUUACCAUCAAUUCAACUUCAUGUCCGCUUCGUUGUUCUCCUUAUGAAGAAAAACGUGUUCCACCAUCUAUUUGUUCUCUUUUAAGUCGUUUGACCAUUCGAUGUCGUAAUAGUUCAUUAGGUUGUACAAAAGUCUUAUCGUAUGACUUAUUAGAAAAACAUGAAACUGACGAAUGUCAAUUUCGAACGAAGCAAUGUUUUAUCUGUGGAAAAUAUAUUAAAAUAAACGAAUUUGAUCGACAUCAAAAAUCUUGUAAAUUAACUACUCUUACAUGUCAUGUAUGUAAAUGUCUUGUAAAUCGAGAAUCAUUGGAAGAGCAUGCAAAGAAAUGUAUUUUGGGAAGAUUACAUGUCUUGCUUGAUCAAAAGGUAUCAUCAUGGGAUAUUCCUAAACGUCCAGGUACUGUGCCAGUACAGCAAGAAAAUAAAAAUAUGUUCACUGGAUUAAAUAAUCGAGUACGACGAUUCGUGCUUAGUCAACGAAAAAUUCGUCUUGCUGGAUUCAAUGUGGCUAAACGAGCUCGUCACAAAAAUUAUUGGAUUCGAAUUUGGACUAUGUUUCAAUUGAUUCUAUUGAAUAAAUCACGCGCUAGUCAAAUCAUCUGUUGCCUUCUCUUUUUUGCUAUUGGGACUAUUAUACCAUAUCCCAUUAUUUUUUUUUCACUCCUACGCAAUCAAAUUGAAAUGUUUUUUUAUCGAUCAUUAAUUUUUAUGAUUUUAUUUGUUGGAUUAUUUAGUUUCGCUUUUACGAUUCUACUUACAUAUGUUAAUGAUAUAUGGAUAAUUAUGUUUAUUUUCUUUGCUUUAUUAUUAGUAGGUUCAAUUCGUCAAGAAAUGCCAAUAGAAUACUUCCAAGUCAAUCAAAGUCGUUUAUUGAUGUUAGCAACCAAUUUAGUCCUUCUUUGUGUUCUUAAACUUUCUUUAUUAUUAAUACGUUUCUACUUUUUUUACAUACCUACUUAUAUAUCGACGAGUUGUUUAGCAUCAACAAUUAUAUUCUUAACAUUUUAUAUGCGUUAUUUUAGUAAUCAUCUAGAAUGA
Molecule: messenger RNA, 1221 nt
Organism: Adineta steineri
Lineage: Eukaryota; Metazoa; Rotifera; Eurotatoria; Adinetida; Adinetidae
Source: the annotation of a GenBank genome assembly